AUGCUGAAUCAAACCUCAGUCUCUGAGUUUCUUCUCCUGGGAGUGACAGACAUGCAAGAACUGCAGCCUCUUCUCUUUAUGGUUUUCUUCACCACCUACAUUUUCAAUGUGAUGGGGAAUGGAGCCAUCCUGAUGACUGUCAUCUCUGAUCCAAGACUCCAUUCACCUAUGUAUUUCUUCCUGGGAAACCUCUCAUGCCUAGAUAUCUGCUACUCCACAGUGACGCUCCCAAAGAUGCUGGAGAACUUCCUCUCUUCACAUAAAGAAAUUUCUUUCUUGGGAUGCAUAAGCCAACUUCACUUCUUCCACUUCCUGGGCAGCACCGAGGCCUUGCUGUUGGGCGUGAUGGCCAUUGACCGCUUUGUGGCUAUCUGCAAACCACUUCAUUACACUGUCAUCAUGAAUCAUCAGCUAUGUGUCCAGAUGGCAAGCACAGUCUGGGUCAUUGGUUUUUUCCAUGCCUUGCUGCACUCCAUAAUGACCUCUCGUUUGAACUUCUGUGGCUCCAACCAUAUCCAUCACUUCUUCUGUGAUAUUAAGCCACUGCUGGACCUGGCCUGUGGGAACAUUGAUCUCAACCAGUGGCUGCUUAAUACUGUCACAGGGACAAUUGCUAUGGGCCCCUUCUUUCUGACACUUCUCUCCUAUUUCUCCAUUGUCACCUAUCUCUUCUUCAAGUCUCAUUCUUGCAGCGCGCUUCACAAAGCACUGUCCACUUGUGCCUCCCACUUCAUGGUAGUUGUUCUUUUCUACAUUCCUGUCCUUUUCACCUACAUUCGUCCUGCUUCAGGCAGUUCCAUGGACCAGGAUCGGGUCAUUGCCAUCAUGUACACUGUGGUCACCCCUGUACUGAAUCCACUGAUCUAUACCCUGAGGAACAGGGAAGUGAAGGCGGCCUUGAGUAGAGCAAUUAGAAGGAAGCUCUGGCCUAAGGGUGCACUCAAAAACAAUAGUUCAUCUUAA
This is a messenger RNA of Choloepus didactylus (southern two-toed sloth), 963 nucleotides long. Its product is annotated as olfactory receptor 12D2-like. Gene Ontology annotation, cellular component: membrane. Gene Ontology annotation, biological process: G protein-coupled receptor signaling pathway. The transcript is spliced from 2 exons. Bases 1 to 963 code for a protein of 320 amino acids. Lineage: Eukaryota; Metazoa; Chordata; Mammalia; Pilosa; Megalonychidae. Gene Ontology annotation, molecular function: olfactory receptor activity; G protein-coupled receptor activity. The record is from RefSeq and is a predicted model, not a curated record.